AAAUCUUUCUGACGUAAUCUACACUUAGCCAGGAAGCUCAUUGCUUUAAGUCAGGCGGCGUAGUCGUCGUCAAACAACAAACUAAAGUAUACUCUAUUUCGGAUCAUGUUCCAGAGUGCCUGCAGAAAGUUGGGUUCAGUAAGUUGCAAUCUUCAUAAAGCCAGUAAUUAUGGAUCAUUGAUACAUGCAACAAGGCCUUUGCAAAUAGCGUUUGCCAGGACUUUCACUGACGGCGUGAAGGACAUCAACGCAGACAACAAACCCCAGUUUGAUAUCUCCUUACUGGAAUUUCUCGUCUGUCCGCUAUCCAAAAAAGCACUGAGGUACGACGAGACGACGAAUGAACUGGUAAACGAUGAACUUGGCAUAGCUUAUCCUGUAAUCGGUGGAAUUCCCAACAUGGUACCACAAGACGCCAGAAUGAUUCGGAAAGAUUCAGAAGAAAAGGAAAACCAGACGAAGGAAUAA
Molecule: messenger RNA, 468 nt
Organism: Anguilla rostrata (American eel)
Lineage: Eukaryota; Metazoa; Chordata; Actinopteri; Anguilliformes; Anguillidae
Product: protein preY, mitochondrial-like
Exons: 2
Coding region: 106-468 (120 amino acids)
Source: RefSeq, a predicted model, not a curated record